Molecule: messenger RNA, 3423 nt
Organism: Acanthoscelides obtectus
Lineage: Eukaryota; Metazoa; Arthropoda; Insecta; Coleoptera; Chrysomelidae
Source: the annotation of a GenBank genome assembly
CGUCAACGCGUCGGCGUCGUUCACGCCACAACGCGGCUUGAUGCUCUUCUGUUUUCAUUCUCGCCGAACUUUUAGUGAGUGCGCGCCGUCCGUUCUUCUAUCCCGGUAGGCCAUGGGCUAGCGCGAGCCGAGCUUUGAACAGCUGACGAUCAACCGGCAUUGCUGCAUCGGUCAACGCACGCUUGAUUUGCUCGAGGUUUUCCUCUUCUUUUCGGAUGGACACACGUAGACUUGCAUUUGUCCGGUGUCAGGUGGAACAUGAACGAUUAACUGUUGAUUUCUUUCGAGGAUUUCCAGAAUUACGAAGGAUUUUCAUAAUACUGAAGUGCGGCACGACUUGAAGCAGAUGAAAGCUUAAAAGUGUAAUCGCACAUGUGGAUAGUAGAUCCUGUUUAUGAUUGGAUAUUAUGUGGUUUUGUGGCUGAAUUGGUAAUCGGACUGGAUUGUAGUGAUGCCUUGAAAUUCGGAAGAUGGGCAUUGUAACGAAAACGAUUGGAGUUAUAUUCAGUCUCCUGUUCGAACAGGAGAUAAUGUCGUACGUCCCUGCGUCUACGUCAUCGACAACGAAUGGUCGUACAGGAGGCAACUCUCCAUUGACCUCCUCUCCCGUAGCUUCUCCAGGACCUCCCGGCAGACAUCGAACGGCAGCUACUGCAGCUGCCGCAGCUGGAGGACCUCAUCACCACAAGAGGGACUUUGAAGCGAAGCUGAGGAAUUUUUACAAAAAGCUGGAUGUUAAGGGGUAUGGGCAGGGACCUGGCAAGUUCAAACUACAUAUAAGGCGAGAUCAUCUGCUAGAAGAUGCUUUUCGUAGAAUAAUGUCUGCUGGCAAGAAAGAACUCCAGAAGGGCAAACUUUGCGUGGCAUGGGACGGAGAGGAAGGCUUGGACUACGGAGGACCGUCCAGGGAGUUUUUCUUCCUACUGAGUAGGGAGUUGUUCAACCCUUACUACGGGCUGUUCGAGUAUUCUGCGAACGAUACGUACACUGUGCAGAUAUCUCCUAUGUCGGCGUUCGUCGACAACUAUCACGACUGGUUUCGUUUUAGUGGUCGCGUGUUAGGCCUAGCGUUAGUUCACCAGUACCUUCUAGACGCUUUUUUCACCCGUCCUUUCUACAAGGCUCUCCUCAGGCUACCGGUGGCUCUCUCGGAUCUAGAGAGUCUCGAUCACGAGUUCCAUCAGUCUCUAAGGUGGAUUCGGGAGCAUGAUGUCUCUGCUGUGCAGGGGGAAUUAGAAUUAACUUUUGCUGUAACAGAGGAAGUUUUCGGCCAAGUGACUGAAAGAGAGCUCAAGCCUGGUGGCAGAAACGUACCUGUCACGGAGAAAAAUAAAAAGGAGUAUCUGGAGCGCAUAGUUCGUUGGCGGUUAGAACGCGGCGUUGCAGAGCAAACGGAAUCGUUGGUUAGAGGCUUCUACGAAGUGGUCGAUCCACGAUUGGUGCAGGUGUUCGACGCGAGAGAAUUAGAAUUGGUGAUCGCGGGUACAGCGGAGAUAGAUCUGGCCGAUUGGAGGGCUAACACUGAAUACCGGGGAGGAUAUCAUGAUCAGCAUCCUGUCGUCGUUUGGUUCUGGCAAGCCAUCGAAAGGUUUACGAACGAGCAGCGUCUUCGCCUGCUCCAGUUUGUCACAGGCACGUCGAGCGUCCCUUUCGAAGGGUUCGCCGCUUUACGGGGCAGCGUGGGCCCACGCAAGUUUUGCGUGGAAAAAUGGGGCCGACCGAACAGUCUCCCACGUGCGCACACCUGUUUCAACCGGCUCGAUUUGCCUCCAUACCCCACUGCAGAAACGUUGUACGACAAGUUGCUGUUGGCUGUUGAAGAGACGAAUACGUUCGGUAUCGAGUAGAUUCGUAGUAUGAAUGUGGCUUUUGCUCUCAUCGUUUAUUGUAUGUAUGCGCGGAUAUGAUAAAUUGGGUAAAUGGCGAGGGGUACGUGCUAGAGAUGCCGCUGCUCAAUUAAAGAUGGCGGGUAGAGAGGAGUUGAUUGGAAUUUUGUAAUUUUAGCCUCACACAUAACGUCGAUUUCUCGACUAUCAAAAACGGGUUGAACAUGUCGUCGCCCUAUGUAACAAACUGCUCUGAGACACAAAAUGGUCCUAACAGACGAUUUAUGCACGCGAUUUGUUUCACAUGACAACGUCGCACGACAAGAUCGUGCGUUUUGAAAAAGUCGUACGAUAUUUCUCUUGACGUGCGGUUUCUAGAUUAUGUCGCACGACAAGAAAUCUGUCAAAAGGCACGACCUUGUCGAACGAUACAAAUUGCAUGAAUAAAUGUGUUCAAAGUUGAAGAGGAAGUCGUAUUUUGAGCACGUCACAUAACACCAUUUAUGGGGGAACUCCUAUGUAAUUGUAAUCACAUUUUUUGGACAAAACAGUAAGGAAAUUUCUCACAAAUGUUGACGCGGAAAGUUGUUGUAAGCAUAAUACUGGAACGCGCAAAAUUUACAUUUGGAGCUUGAUCUCGGAAAUGUAAACCGAAGUAACACGAAAUCAUAGGAAACACAAAAUCACAUCUAAUAACUUUUUGCCCAUUUUUAUGACCUAUACUGGUUGCGUUUUCCUCAAGCAACCACACACACUUUCAAGGUCUAGACACAAUAUUAACCCUAAAGUUGAACAUCUUGUUCAACAUAAUAUCCUUGAAAUUCCAAAGUGCCCAGGAUUUUCAGUCACUCAAGUCUCAAAGUAAAAUGAGUGUGCAACCAUACCUCAAGUGCUUGAUCUUUUUGGUGGGUUGUGAAAGGAUAAUGUAACUUUAUUUGGUGCUUUGAAUCUAGGACCAUAUAUAUAACAAACGCGGGCAACUUCUUGAAUCCACUUUUUACUAAUAAAACCUUGUCCCAAUAUAAAAUCUGCCAUCGUUGAUACUAUGCGGAUAAACAUCGAAGGUCACGAUAUCCAAGAGCUCGAUUUUCCCUACAUACGUACCUCUCUCCAAAAUUGAGAUAUUUAAAAAUUAUAUCUUUAUCUCUGUUUUCAGUGUUGAAGCUUUUAUUGAAGUUGCAGGAUCAAUUUCUGUAUGUAAAGCUCAUUGUGCAUAUGUUGCAUAGGAAAUCUACGAGAAACAAAUCACAGAACUGCAUCUUUUCGUAUAUACCGUUGACUCUUUAAUUGGCCUUUAUACUUAGGGCAUAUGUUUUCUAUGGAUUCUGAGAAAGUCAGGGAUAUUCGAAUUGUUUUCGACACUAUUUUGCUUACCUUAUGGUGGCUCUAAAGUAUCGAAGACCACACGUUCUGUUUCUGACAUAUUUCAAUAGAUCUUUUAAAAAUGGUUUGGAUCUUUGGAUGACGAGAUAAAAAAUCACUAUUAUGUUAAAAUUGAGAAUCGCAAUCAAGCCCACGCAUAAAGGAGUAUUUAAGGUGGCACGGCCCUUUUUUAGAUUUCUUUUGAACUUCGUUUCCUUUGCAUCUGAUAUUUUGA